Messenger RNA from Canis lupus familiaris (dog), 2850 nucleotides. Its product is annotated as acyl-CoA (8-3)-desaturase-like. The coding region runs from base 16 to 642 and encodes 208 amino acids. Gene Ontology annotation, biological process: lipid metabolic process. The transcript is spliced from 6 exons. Gene Ontology annotation, molecular function: oxidoreductase activity, acting on paired donors, with oxidation of a pair of donors resulting in the reduction of molecular oxygen to two molecules of water. NCBI's taxonomy places the organism in Eukaryota, Metazoa, Chordata, Mammalia, Carnivora, Canidae. Gene Ontology annotation, cellular component: membrane. The record is from RefSeq and is a predicted model, not a curated record.
GGGCCACAGGAAGGGAUGGCAGGGGGGCAACACCAUGCCAGAGGCUGUCCCUUAGGCGCUGACCCCCCCUUGUGCUGCUCACAUCUCCCUCCUGCCUCCAUUUCCUUCCCAGUUGGGCCCCCAGCCUUGCUGCCUCUCUACUUCCAGUGGUAUAUUUUCUAUUUUGUUAUCCAGCGGAAGAAGUGGGUGGACUUGGCCUGGAUGAUGACCUUCUAUGCUCGCAUCUUCCUCACUUACGUGCCGUUUUUGGGACUGAAAGGCGUCCUGGGCCUUUUCUUCAUGGUCAGGUUCCUGGAAAGCAUCUGGUUUGUAUGGGUAACACAGAUGAACCAUAUCCCCAUGCACAUUGAUUACGACCGGAAUAUGGACUGGGUCUCCACCCAGCUCCGGGCAACAUGCAACGUCCACAGGUCUGCCUUCAACGACUGGUUCAGUGGACAUCUCAACUUCCAGAUUGAGCACCAUCUUUUCCCCACAAUGCCUCGACACAAUUACCAUAAAGUGGCUCCCCUGGUGCAGUCCCUGUGUGCCAAGCAUGGCAUAGAGUACCAGUCCAAGCCCCUGCUCUCAGCCUUCGCCGACAUUAUCUACUCACUGAAGGAGUCUGGGCAGCUCUGGCUAGAUGCCUAUCUUCACCAGUAACAACAGCCCCCACCCCCAUCUGUAAGAGAUGCCUAUCUUCACCUAUAACACCAGCCUGAAAAAAAAUAAUAAUAAAAAAAAUAAAAACAAACAAACAAAAAAACCAAAAACAAACAAACAAAACAAAACAAAACAAAACACACCAGCCUGUCUGGAAGAGGCGUUUCGGGCACCAAAACAGAGGGUAGUUUGAAGGACAAUGCCACUGCAAUUCUAAUACUCAGAGGUGGGGGUGGGUUUGAGGAGGUAAUAGCUCAACUCAAACCCUUCCCCUUUAUCUUCUAGGCACAGAUCUAAGACCCAAGGGGCUAGGGGGACACACAGCCCCCUAGAGGGGGAGGGAUGGAACUACUGGGGCAGAGAUGUGCGAGUUUAGUUUCCUUUUUCUAGUUUGGCAGAUGCAGAUGGUUGGUGAGGAAAGGGAGGGGAUCUACCCAGCCCAAAAAUCAGUAAGAGAUUUAGCAUUAAAAUUCCAGCCAGGAAAGGGGUGAGCCCAUCUCACUGGUGUGCUUCUCAGUGCCUUCUACACCCUCCACUAUCUGAGGAGAUAAGAGUGGCUGAACCUUCUGAGUAAGAUUUCUAUCCUCUUUGAAGCCUGGCAUAGUACACUGCCUGGGAGGCUCAGCUCACUCUAGGGCUAGGUGGGACCUAGGUCUGCCUCUAGCUCCUGGAGAAGCAAUUUUCCCACUUCUAGUAGCAGUUAGAGUAAAGCCAGGAUUGCAGUGCUAGAGACCUCUGACUUUGAAGGAUCUUGGCACUACCGAUUUUGAACUUAUGUUCCAUCCAGGGCACCGAGAGAGCAUUUAGGUCCUAGGUCUUGCAAAAAUAGCAAGAAGAGUGCCUGGCUUUGGGUCACCUCUUGUAAGCACCACCCAAGGAAUAAGACAUUCGUAGGAUGAGGAGUCCACUUCUUGAUCCAUAAGUGAACAGAUGGGCUAACUUCAUCUCUUCCCUAGAAAAAAAAGGGGGUUCCCAGUGGUUUCCCUUUGUCAUCUUCCCUGUACUUCCAAGUUUAACAAAGUAGUUAGUUGGCACAAGUGACCAUGUUGGGAGACCCUGAAUUACCAGUCAUGAGGAAAACAAAUUUAAUUCCUAAAGACUAUAGGGGUUGUUAAGAGAUUUUCUACAACCUAAAUUAUUUUAGGUAUUACUUCUGAGUAGGAACAGUGAAUUAAAUAUAAUCACUUCACAGUUCUAAACCAGAGAUAGGAAGAUAAAAACAGAAGUUUGUGAACUAUCAACUCUGUUCAAGCAUCUUCUCGGCUGGACACCAGGUAGGAAUUUAGAAUAAUCUCUUUAAAAAGCCUAUCAGUCUAGUACUGAAAUACAGUUUUUAAAAAAUUUCCAGGGUUUUAAGCCCUCCCAUGCAGGUGAGGGAGCUAUUUCCCUGUUCAUCAGCAUCUACUGUAAGAAUAUUGAGCAUUUUGGAUACAGAGAGGAGAAAACUCAAACCUAGAAGGCAGAAAAGAGAGCCGUAGAAGAGUCCAUAUUUAGUUUUAGGAGAGAAUAAAGGUCCUCUGAAAACAAGUUGUGAUGGGGUCAGAGGUACCACCCGUGGAAAGGCUGUUGGGAUAACUUACAGAUUUGUCAGAACAAAGAUUAAAGGGAUGACAAACAGGGGCAGGACCGGUUACGAAAGAGUUCAGAUCUCCAUUUGGGCAGAACAUGGUUUGAAACAAAUUAGGAGUGGAAUUGGAAAGUUCUAUUUUCAUUGGCUUCCUCACCCCGGAACAGGUGCUGACCUGCCCCAACCCCUAUCCCCCGCUACCUAAGGUUUAGGGGUCACCAGCCUGUAAAGCCAGUAAGGCUCACUGAGCCAAGUCCAGGCCCUCAAAGUACUUUAACCACUGUGGCCUUCUCUCCUUCACCUAGACCAGAGUGGUCUCACAUGGCCACAGAGGGAUGCACCAAUGAUGUAAAAGGCUGAGACUGUUUUAACAGUCAGGGCAGUGAUCUCAAAUCCAGGCCGUUAUGUGAGAAAACAGGCUUACGGAGGACAGGUCACAGAGUGUGGCAAAGCUUACAUUUCAACCCAGUGUUGUAGAAUUCCAACCUACAUGUCUAUCUUUGUUACUUUCGUCUUCGCGCCCCUUUACCAAAAGCAUUUUCUUUAAUUAUGCCCUACAUCUGUAUCCUUUCUGGGUGUGCCAGUUUUGUUACCACAUCCAGAUGAGGUAAAGCUGAAAAAUAAAGUUAAUUUUGACCAAA